Ixodes scapularis (black-legged tick) is the source of this 1925-nucleotide messenger RNA. RefSeq names its product adult-specific rigid cuticular protein 15.5. The transcript has 3 exons. Bases 116 to 871 code for a protein of 251 amino acids. Gene Ontology annotation, molecular function: structural constituent of chitin-based larval cuticle. Gene Ontology annotation, cellular component: chitin-based extracellular matrix. NCBI's taxonomy places the organism in Eukaryota, Metazoa, Arthropoda, Arachnida, Ixodida, Ixodidae. The record is from RefSeq and is a predicted model, not a curated record.
CGCAGAGAAAAGAGGCACCCGUAUAUAAGCGAAAUGCGGAAGUGAGAAACCGCCCCGCGUACGUAAACCACGUAUGUUACACAGUGUGCGUGCAAUACCCCGACAUUGACCAAAGAUGAAGUGCCUGAUAAUCGUUUGCUGCCUGCUGGCCUAUGUCAACGCGGGACUUCUCCACGCUGCCCCCGCCGCCGUCGCAGUCGCGGCACCCGCCGUCCUCGAGGCAGGAACCAGCAGCCAAUACCGGAACGAGGACCACGUGGGCAACUACAACUUCGGCUACGACGAGUCUCACACUUCGGGCGGCUCCUUCCGACGCGAGACGGGCAACGCCCUGGGCGUAAAGACGGGCUCCUACGGCCUGACGGACGCCGACGGCCGCGUCCGCGUCGUCCACUACGUCGCCGACGAACACGGUUUCAGGGUAUCCGUGGCAACCAACGAGCCCGGAACGCAGGUUUCAAGCCCCGCCGCCGCCUCUAUCACGAGGCCGGCGACUCCCGUUGUCGUCAAGGGUCCCGUUGCAGCAGUUGCUGCACCACUCGCUGCUCCAGUUGCUACGGCGGUUGUUGCUCCGGUGGCCGGUCCCCCACCGAAACCCGUCGCAACCACCGUGAAGGUUUCAACACCGGUCGCCGUUGCAACUCCGGUGGCGUUGAAAGAGCCCUCGCAUGCAACUCGGGUUGUUGUGUCGGCAGUGCCCGUGCAAUACGCCACGGCGUACCAUUCUCACGUGUACAAAAGCCCCGUGGCUUAUUCGCUGCCCGUGUUCGCGUACUCGGCGGCGCAGGUUCCCGUCGCUCACUCUUUCGUUUACGGGCACAAAGUGACGCACGCGCAGGGUAGCCCGUUCCACGGAUACGCGUAUCUCUAGCGUUUAGAAACUUUCGUCACUCUCAUACCAUUUCUCUUCUAGUGAGUCCGCAUUUGCGUUAAUGCGGAGAUCGAGUCGCCUGCUUCUUGCGCAAGAGCUGCGGUGACGUCAGAAAGACGCCGAGCUCUGAUUGGCUCUGAUCGAAGAAUAGUGGAUAGCCCUCAAAGCAAGAUGCCUUGAGGUCUACCCACUAUCCUUCAUUCACAACCAAUCAGAGCUCAGCCUUCUGACCUCACCACAGCCCCUGCAAUUGAAGCAGACGAACUUGCGCUCCGCAUUGUUGUUGUUAUCCUUGUUACCCCAUUCGUGCCAUCUGGGGAAAGGAGGGAGGGGUGUAAAGGGAAACAUAAGAAAGCCCGAAUUUCUUUAAGAAAAGUGAGUAUUUUUUAAAAAUAAAAUUGUUUCAUUCGAAUUCUUAAUGCGAUUUUCAAGAGCUAGUAUCGCCUCCAUUGCCUUUUCGAGAACAUGAAAAAAUAUGUUGAAAGGUAUGCUGUGCCGUCUUAAGAUCUUUGCAAGUGGGAAAUGUUGACCAGAGGGAAGGCUUAAUAAAAUUUUAUCGUUUGUUGCUGUUUUCUUCUUUUUUUUAUCUUUAAUUCGGCCCGUAAACAUUUCGAUUUUUAUUGGUUAGAGUUUGUCGUGACUAUGCUAUAGUAUCUUUCCUUUGCUCCUUUAGCCCUCCCAGGUAACUUCUAGAUGUGAAUAUAAUCACUAACAACUUAAGAAGCGAAGGGCGUGGAAUAUCAAAUUUACGCUUGGCAUCCUUGUUGGUUAAUGCCGCAACCCUACUGGUUGCGGAGCGAUAAUAAGAAACUCGAGACUCAGAACGCCCUGAAUUUCUUAAGUUGUCAGCGACUGUAGAAUUCCUUUACUCUGGGGAGUUUCUGAAGGACAGGACGGCCAUUUCGUGGGGCUAUCUCGAUGUGUGCCCACAACCAUCCAGAUGCCACUAGGUCCGCAUAGCGGUGUGUACCCGAGACCCUCUGGUGCGACAUCUUGAACGCCUGUAGCCAGACACGGAAUAAAUUUGUGUGACCUCUUGCACAUUAUGAGUACA